Laetiporus sulphureus 93-53 is the source of this 234-nucleotide messenger RNA. RefSeq lists its product as uncharacterized. The transcript has a single exon. The record is from RefSeq and is a predicted model, not a curated record. The annotation marks the transcript as partial. Gene Ontology annotation, molecular function: protein dimerization activity. Lineage: Eukaryota; Fungi; Basidiomycota; Agaricomycetes; Polyporales; Laetiporaceae.
UUUCCAACAAUUUUCGCUCUUGCAAUGGACAUCCUACCUAUUCAAGCUUCAGCAGUUCCAUGCGAGCGUAUCUUUUCCUCUGCAAAGGAAACAAAGGCAGCACGGCGUAACCGUAUCAAGCCGCAGCUAAUGGAAGCCCUCCAGGUGCUCAAGUUUUCAGCUCGGAAGGGGAUUGAUUUGACAUUCACACAUGGUUUGACACGAGAAGAGGAACUCAGGGAGCUUUGUGACAUC